This is a messenger RNA of Panicum hallii, 854 nucleotides long. Its product is annotated as calvin cycle protein CP12-3, chloroplastic-like. The record is from RefSeq and is a predicted model, not a curated record. Gene Ontology annotation, cellular component: chloroplast. NCBI's taxonomy places the organism in Eukaryota, Viridiplantae, Streptophyta, Magnoliopsida, Poales, Poaceae. The transcript has a single exon. Gene Ontology annotation, biological process: negative regulation of reductive pentose-phosphate cycle. Bases 140 to 559 code for a protein of 139 amino acids.
GAGGAAGCAAAGCCAAGGGCUCUUUGUAGACUACGACGGCUGAACUUGCCGAAUUUUCUAUGCGUGUCCUCGAUUAGUCAGUCCUCCCAACUCUCCACAAUUCCGCCCGGCCGAUCGGAGCACACGGGUGAUCUCUCCAAUGGCGUCACCGUGCCUCGCCUCCCUCUUCUCCGCCGCAUCGGCUCUCCCCGCCGGCAUCGGCACGCGCCGAUCGCCGCCCUCCGCCCGCGCGUGGCACCACGACAAUUGCACGCACCAUCAGUUGCAGCGGCUGGUGGUGGCGGCGGCGGCGGCGAAGCGGCGGUACAAGGGGACGGCGAGGAAGGAGGCGGCGCUGGCGGAGCUGGUGGAGCGGAAGGUGGCGGAGGCGAUGGAGGCGUGCGCGGGGCGCGAGGCGGAGGCCGGGUGCCGCGUGGCGUGGGACGAGGUGGAGGAGGUGAGCCAGGCCAGGGCCGACCUCCGCCGCCGCAUCGCCGAGGCCCCCGGCGACCCGCUCGAGCCCUUCUGCGCGGACAACCCCGCCGACGACGACUGCGCCGUGGUCUACGUCGACGACUGACUGCGCCGUCCGUCCGCCGCGGCUCGUUUCUGCUCUGAAUCAUCAUGCUCGUUUGCUGCCUGCAGAACGAUCGAGGCUCCAGAGGGAGAACAUGUUUCUGCUUUGCAUUGAACUAUCACAGACACGUUAGUAAUAACAACUGGUAUGAUUAGGCAUCAUUAGCGCUGCUUCAUCAGAGAGCGCAAGAAUUUAUUUCAGUUCAUGGCGGUUUCAGCUGCCCCCUGUACCCUGAAUCUGAAUGCGACGAGCAUUUCUGACCGUGGUGACUUACUGGUGAACUCGCAAUUUCGAGCAA